Molecule: messenger RNA, 2397 nt
Organism: Talpa occidentalis (Iberian mole)
Lineage: Eukaryota; Metazoa; Chordata; Mammalia; Eulipotyphla; Talpidae
Gene: TRAPPC13
Product: trafficking protein particle complex subunit 13
Exons: 14
Coding region: 900-2246 (448 amino acids)
Cellular component (GO): TRAPPIII protein complex
Source: RefSeq, a predicted model, not a curated record
CUCCGAGGGCCUCGUCGCUCCUCCUGCGUGUUACUAGGUCUCCAAGGGAACAACCUUGUACACGGGCGCUUUCUUAUCUUUAUUGUUAUCAUUGACUAGUCUGGAACUGGUGGAAGGGGAGGAAUAAUUCUAUGGGCAAGAGAUGGGAUAAAGGGCCUCCCCGGUGGCUCAAGGGGUUAAGCAUCGUACUAUGAAGCAAUCCGCAGCCUCUGCAGCACGAGUUCAAUCCCCGGCCAGCCAGGGAGAAACCCACAUGGCACAGCAGACCUCUCCUGACUCGCUUGCUGCUCCCCUCAGCUGUGUACUUCAGUCAAUCUGCUUGUUCUCUUCCCCACUGUCUCUGGUGGAUCCUCUCACUCUCCCCCAGCCCCCCGCAUCUCUGGCCUGUACUCCAGCUCUUCUAUGCAUAAAUAAAUAAUUUUUUUUUUUUUUAAGGGAUAAAACAAGUUUUGGGGGAAGCUGACACUCUAGUAUCGAUUUUUCCUACUCAACUACAAGACAGAGUCAAGGGGGAACUACAUCUCCCUGCAUGCAACGCGGCUCGUAUAAAACCACAAAUCCCAGCAUCCCACGUCCCCAGCUCCUCAGAGCAGGUACUGGAGAGUCUGCGCAUUACUGCUCUGGAGUCGUUUCCGUAAGCCGCGCGCGAGCCGUGACUGUGACUGGAAAAUAGAAGCUAUUUUAUGAAUAGUUUCCAAAAGGCAAGAGAUGGCUGUGGUACAAACAAGCCGUUGGGUUCUCAAAGGACGUGAUAAGAGAAAUUAAGUCACCACCGGCAGAGAAAAACGGGAGUCUGACAUUUGAGGCUGCUUCUUCCCAAACUGCGCUUCGGUGGUUUUUUCCGGCCUCGUUGAACCUCUUCAGCUUCCGUAGGCGGUGGGUCGACAGCGCCCAUCAAAAUGGAAGUGAAUCCCCCAAAACAGGAGCACCUGCUGGCUCUGAAAGUGAUGCGUUUGACUAAGCCUACUUUAUUCACCAAUAUUCCAGUAACAUGUGAGGAGAAAGAUUUACCUGGAGAUCUCUUUAAUCAGCUCAUGAGAGAUGAUCCUUCAACUGUAAAUGGUGCUGAAAUUUUAAUGUUGGGAGAAAUGUUGACUUUACCACAAAAUUUUGGGAAUAUAUUUUUGGGAGAAACUUUUUCCAGUUACAUCAGCGUUCAUAACGACAGCAAUCAAGUGGUAAAAGAUAUACUGGUAAAAGCACCGUGUUAUAGUGGUGAGCAAGAGAAGACAAGAGGUUCCUGCCUCCAUAGACCUUACAUUUCUGGUAGGGGAGACAGAAAGAAACAGGCUGAUCUUCAGACAAGUUCUCAACGUUUAAAUCUUUCAGCCUCCAAUGCUGCAGUAGCUGAACUGAAGCCUGAUUGUUGUAUUGAUGACGUCAUACACCAUGAAGUUAAAGAAAUUGGAACACACAUCUUGGUGUGUGCAGUGAGUUAUACAACUCAGGGAGGAGAAAAAAUGUACUUUAGAAAAUUCUUCAAAUUUCAGGUUCUCAAACCAUUGGAUGUGAAAACCAAAUUUUACAAUGCAGAGAGUGACCUCAGUUCUGUGACUGAUGAAGUAUUUCUGGAAGCCCAGAUUCAAAAUAUUACAACUUCACCCAUGUUUAUGGAGAAAGUUUCAUUGGAACCAUCUAUAAUGUACAAUGUUGCAGAAUUAAAUUCAGUCAACCAAGAUGGAGAAUGUGUAACAACGUUUGGAUCAAGAGCAUAUUUGCAGCCAAUGGAUACACGACAGUAUUUGUACUGCCUAAAGCCCAAGAAGGAGUUUGCAGAAAAAGCAGGCAUUAUUAAGGGAGUAACAGUAAUUGGAAAGUUGGACAUAGUGUGGAAAACAAAUCUAGGGGAAAGGGGAAGAUUACAGACCAGCCAACUUCAAAGAAUGGCUCCAGGUUAUGGAGAUGUUAGGUUAUCUCUGGAGGCAAUCCCAGAUACUGUAAACCUAGAAGAACCUUUUCAUAUUACCUGUAAAAUAACAAAUUGCAGCAGUGAAAGGACCAUGGAUCUGGUUUUGGAAAUGUGCAAUACCAAUUCUAUCCACUGGUGUGGCAUUUCAGGAAGACAGCUUGGGAAACUACAUCCAAGUUCCUCUCUCUGCCUUGCCCUUACUCUGUUGUCUUCAGUGCAGGGACUGCAGAGCGUCUCUGGCUUAAGACUGACAGACACAUUCUUAAAGAGAACAUAUGAGUAUGAUGACAUCGCACAAGUCUGUGUGGUAUCUUCGGCCAUUAAAGUGGAAAGCUGAAGAAAAUUCCCAGUAGUAUGCUUUUCAUUGAGUUUCACAGGAAUUUCUGAUUUGUCACCUUUGUAAAAUUGAUACACUAACAGCAAAAAAUAAGUGUAUAUUUACUUAAAUUUCUUUCCUGUAAAAGUUAAAAUUUCAGUUUUGUAAAGAA